Messenger RNA from Carcharodon carcharias (great white shark), 8935 nucleotides. Its product is annotated as rho GTPase-activating protein 45-like. Bases 258 to 4001 code for a protein of 1247 amino acids. Gene Ontology annotation, cellular component: membrane. The record is from RefSeq and is a predicted model, not a curated record. Gene Ontology annotation, biological process: signal transduction; activation of GTPase activity. The transcript has 23 exons. Gene Ontology annotation, molecular function: GTPase activator activity. NCBI's taxonomy places the organism in Eukaryota, Metazoa, Chordata, Chondrichthyes, Lamniformes, Lamnidae.
AAAUACACAGCGCUUGCAGUUAUUUAGCUGUCAGGGCAGGACAGGUCCUGAGCGGAAAGUCAUGAAUUGGCUGAACUGAAAACCUUUCCACUCGGGUUAACGCAGAUAGCAAACGUUUGAAUAUUGAGCCUCCUCUUAUGUAUUUGUCUGUCUGCCCGUGAGAGAGGAAAUUCUGUCGAGCUGCUUUUUAGUAAGACUUUUUUUUCGCAUCACGUAUGUGUAUGUAAAUAUAUGAGCGAGACAAGUUUAAGAGGAGGAUGCUGAGUAAGCGAAGCGCUGGGAAAAGCAGUUACAGUCCUUAUACUAUUGGACUGAGGGGAAAGAAAGCGAGAUCAAAGUCUGGCCUGGAUGUGCUUCCCAAUCGCCCAAAGGUAUGGCUGACGGAGCUGCCUCGUAAAGAUGCUAUUGAGAUACCUGCCUUGCAGACCAGCACCUUAUCUGAACUAUCUGCUGGGAACACCUCCAUGACAAAGCUCAGUAGUAGCCCGAGUGCUGUCAACACUCUCAAGCGGCCAACCACACUGAGUAGACACUCCAGUGCUGCUGGUUUCUCAGUAGUAGGCUCUGGGACAUGGGGAUACAGCAAAGGGUAUAAAUCCUCUCCAGCGUACAGUACCAACUCAGAAACCUAUGAGGGACCAGAGGUGGAGGAGAUCACGCAGUUGCUAUAUGACGUGGCUAGGUUUGCUGAAACCGUGGAGAAACUGAAGGACAUUGUGUUAGAAGAUAAAACAGAAACGCGCCGGCCGAUCGCUCAUGAGUGCCUCGGGGAAGUGUUGAGGAUCCUGCGACAAGUCAUCAGCAAAUACCCACUCCUCAAUACCGUGGAAACACUGACUGCUGCAGGCACCCUGAUCUCAAAAGUGAAAGGUUUCCAUUAUGAAUCUAACAAUGAGAAUGAUAAAAAGGAAUUUGAGAAGGCAAUUGAGACAAUGGCAGUGGCAUUUAGUAGCAAUGUCUCGGAAUUCCUCAUGGGAGAGGUGGACAGCAGCACUUUGUUAUCAUUACCACCAACAGAUAAAUGCAGGUCAAUGGAGAAUCUGUGUGGUGGAAUUGCUGUACAAGGCGAUAUGGUACAGGCAAAGGAUGAGUUCAGUGAUUCAGGCAGUCUCUCUGCAGAAGAAGUGGACAUAAUACUUCAGAGGUCUGAGGGUGGUGUUGAAGCUGCUUUGCAAUAUGCCAAAACCGUUUCCAAAUACAUGAAAGAUCUGAUCAGCUAUCUGGAAAAAAGAACAGCUUUGGAAAUGGACUUUGCCAAAGGGUUGACAAAGCUGAUCCAUACCUGUAGACACACUAUUACACAAGAGUAUCAUGUGCCCUUCCUGUCAAUCUACUCACUGGCUUUGGAACAGGACCUGGAAUUUGGACAAAGCACGAUACAAGGAGUCAACGUCCUCCAGAACCAAACCUUCUUCCAGCCAUUAACUGGAAGAAGACUGGAUCAUGAAAAGCGCAGGAAAGAAAUUAAGGAACAGUGGCACCGAGCGCAGAGAAAACUGCAAGAGGCUGAGACAAACCUUAAAAAGGCAAAGCAGGCUUACAUGCAACGUUCUGAGGAGCAUGAGAAGGCCAAGUACCUGACGGUGAAAGCAGAAGAGGACCAGCAGAGCACAAGCAGCAGCAACACCAGCAAAACUCUGGACAAGAAGAGGAGAACGGAGGAGGAUGCACGCAAUAAGGCUGAUGAAGCUGAGGCAACUUACAGAACAUGCAUUGCAGAUGCCAAGACACAAAAACAAGAGCUGGAAGAUGUGAAAGUGAAUGUACUACGACAAAUCCAGGAAAUCGUCAAACAGAGUGACCAGACAUUGAAAUCAGCCACCAUCUCCUACUACCAGAGAAUGCACGUGCAAACAGCGCCACUCCCAGUGCAUUUCCAGACACUGUGUGAGAGCAGCAAGUUGUAUGACCCAGGCCAGCAGUACGCAUCUUACGUCAAAGACCUCCAGAUGGAGGCUGAAACAGAAGCACAUUAUGAUUUUGAGUCAUAUUCACCUCAGAUGGCGUGGUCUCCCAAUGUAAGGGCUCGUAAGGGUAGCUUCAAUGCGAACGAGUUUGCUUCUAAUACUGCAAACGAGAUGCAGUCCCAGUCCUCCAUGGAUGAGCCAGGCAGUCCAGAGGGAGGGUCGACUCAGAAGGAAGCACGAGGUGGAGGUAUCACCGAGAGACGAGGAGUCCGCAGUCACCAGGUGCACAAAUCCUGGCCCACUACUAUGAGUGAUGCAGACAGUGUUGGAGGAGGCAGUGGCCUGGAUUCUCCUUCUUCUACAACAGGUGAUUUUUCUAGAAAAUUGCCCAGGAUUCCGUCCUCAGGUGCCAUAUCUUCUACAGAGGAUGUAGAGGAUAAAGACGGCAGUACAAACUUUGAGCAAAGCAUCAACGGGAUGGCUCCAGAAAUUGCAGUAUCCACCGGCCCUUUCAAAAACGUGGGCCUUUCAAAGGCUGCACAAACACAUCGCCUCAGGAAACUUCGCACACCAUCAAAAUGCAGAGAGUGUGACAGCUAUGUUUACUUUCAGGGGGCUGAGUGUGAGGAAUGCAACCUGGCUUGUCACAAGAAGUGUCUGGAGACAUUGGCGAUUAAGUGUGGACACAAGAAGUUACAACGGAAGCUGCAGCUGUUUGGCAGGGAGUUUGCCCAGGCUGCACGUGACAGUCAUGAUGGAAUCCCAUUCAUCAUCAAGACAUGCAUCUCCGAGAUUGAGAGGAGGGCUUUGAGUAUGAAAGGAAUCUACCGUGUCAACGGUGUAAAGACCCGCGUUGAGAAACUGUGCCAGGCUUUCGAGAAUGGAAAGGAACUGGUAGAACUCUCUCAAGCAUCACCGCAUGACAUCAGCAACGUGCUCAAGCUAUAUCUGCGACAGCUUCCAGAACCUAUUAUGCUGUUCCGCCUCUAUAAUGAUUUGAUGGGCCUGGCCAAAGAGAGCCUGCAGGGCACUGGAGAUGCAGGAAGUAAAGACUUGACAAUCGAAAAGGAGUUAUUGCUACUUGUGACAAGGCUGAAGGAACUGCUGAAGGACCUGCCGUCUGCAAACAGGGCCACGCUGCAGUACAUCGUCAGACAUCUUAGCAGAAUUUCAGAACUUGAACAACAUAAUAAGAUGUCUCCGAGUAAUCUUGGGAUUGUAUUUGGACCCACGCUGAUGAGACCCAGGCCCACAGAGGCAACCGUGUCCUUGUCAUCACUUGUUGACUACCCUCAUCAGGCUCGCAUUGUGGAAACGUUAAUUAUCUUCUACACAGACAUAUUUGAAGCUAAAGCAGAGUUUAACAUGCCUUCAGAUGAAGAUACUGUGGAUGAAACAUCGGCAGCCGAUGAGAGAGGGUCUUCUGCAGCAAGAAUGGGAUCAGGGAGUGAUUUACCUGACCUUGAUGAAUCAGCAGAGUUUGACAGAGAUAGGCUGUACUCCGAUGCACUCUGUGAAAACUCUUUAGGAUCAGAGAAGUCUUCAGAAUCUCGUGAGCGCUCACUGGAUUCUGACUUUGAGCUGGAAGAUGGGGCACCUGAAUGUGGUACUGGACAGACGGGGUGUGAGGAAGGGGUCCAGAGAAAUCGAAAGGGACGUUUGCCAAAACAGGAGAGCGUAGCUAGCGCUGACGAGCCUCCGUUCUACAAUGACCAUGCAGAAGAAGAGUGCAAUAGAGUCUCAAAACGGACUGAUAAAAAUCAGGCUCAGGGUUCAGAUGCUGACGUGUCACAGACUGAGGGAUCAGUGCCCGAAAUGGGUGUCGAAUGCUCUCUGGCAUCACCUGAACAGCUAAAGAAAGAUGGGCAGGGAAACCCUGGUGACGAGGAACUGGACCACGCGAGGAAUUCCAACAGAAGUCUGGCAGAUUUUAAUACAAACCAGUCAAAUAAUGUGGACGGAAAUAAUUGGUUGCCUGUCCAUUUCAGCAGGCCACUACACGUGAGAGAGCAGCGCAGUAAGUUGCCAUGGCUACGAAUGCAUCAUGGGAAAAUAGACAUUGGGCGUGAAAACCGGGACCCGGAAUUUGUCUAAUCGUAUUUUGUCAUAAGUUUGCUUUUAGCGUAUAGUUUUCCACAAAUGCUAAGAUGCUUUUUUGUGGGUUAUGGAAAGGAUUGUAUUCAUGGUGGCAGUAUAUACAAUCCAAUUUCAUGAUUCUUUAAAGUGUUUGCUGGUUCUUAUUUUGAGGCAGAGACUGUACCAAUGAUACACCUAGAGGUUAUCUUGAUUAAAAUGUGAAUUAGUUUGGCGAAUUCAAAAAUUGAAAUCAUUCUUAUAAUUUGCAAAAGUAAUGCCAUAAUACAGUACUAACAUUCAGUAGCAAUUUACUUCAGGAGCAUAAUAAACACUGAAAAACUCCAAAAAGAGGAGGAACAGAAGGCCAUUUUGGACAUAACAUACAUUCAGCUACUUGUCCAGUCAUUAAUUACAAGCAUCUACAUCUUACGACUCUUGGAAAGCAGUUAUAUAAGGAUCCUUUGAAGAACAAUCAAAACCUUUUGCCAUGACUGAGAUGCAGAUAUCGAAUAGCUGAAGCCAGUGCAUUGAGCACUAGGAAUGGAUUUAUCUGUUCUUCAACUUAUUAAAAAAAAAAUUUCCUUACACCGCCCCCUUAAAAUUCUAGAUUCAUGGAGGGCAUUGGCAGUGCUUUUCAUAGUCGUUCUCCUUAUGAAUCUAGGCUAUUCUGUCACAUGGGGGCAUCACAGACAUGCCCAGUCCUGUCCUCAUCCAAUGUCAACAGACAUCUGCUUUCCAAAUGGGGUCAUUCGAUGGUGUUCAGGAGCAGAAACAUGACUGAUUUUGUUCCCUCCUCCUAACCCAAGAGUACUGCGAGCAAUUGUUGCAAUCACGUCUACCAGUCCAAGAUACGAUGAGAGAACACAAACCAGGGACUGAACUUGGAUCUUCAGAGUUUCUGUGACUUGCUAUGACAUUAGGUGGUGCAUUUGAGCAUUUAGUGUGAUUUUGACCAUUUAUGUCCAGAGCUCACCACCCAUUCUCUGUGCCCAAAUGUAUUUUUUUUAUUUCUUCCCAGUAUAUGGGCAUCACUGGAGAGGCUGGCAUCCAUUAUCCAACCCUAGUGGCCCUUGUGAAAACGGUGGUGAGCCACCUUUUCGAACCAAUGCAGUCCGUGUGGUGAAUGUACUCCCCCAGCGCUGACAGGUAGUGAGCUUCAUGUUUUUGCCCUGAUAACAAUGAAGGAAUGGUGAUAUAUCCAAGUCAGGAUGGUGUAUGACUUCGGUGGGAAAUUUAUAAAUAAUGAUGUUUCCAUUCUCCUGCUGCCCUUGUCCUUCAAGAUAGUUGAGUGUGUGGAUUUCAGAGUAGCUAAUGAAGAAACCUUGGCAAGCUUUUGCAGUAAAUCCUGUGUAGAUAGUGCACUCUGCAGCCACGGUGCAUCGAUGGUUCAGGAAGUGAAUGUUGAAGGUGGUGGAUGGGGUUUUAAUCAAGUGGACUGCUUUGUCCUGGAUGAUGUUGAGCUUCUCGAGUAUGGUUGAAGCUUCACCAAUCCAGGCAAAUAGAGAUUAUGUCACUUGUAGAUGGUGGACAGGCUUUGAAGAGUUUGAAAGUGAGCCACUCAGAGUUUGACAGAGUUAGGCUGUACUCCAUUGCACUCUGUGGUAAGUAAACAGCAAACAGUUGUGCUUCAUGUCAGAAGAAGUUGUGAAGGUGACUCCAGUAUUAUAUUCCUCCAUCCUGACUGACUGAGCUCUGUUAUACCUUUGCUCUACCUGUGGCCUGGAUCAGUGUAAGCUCCUUACACUAUUCCCACCUAGGUGAUUUCAUCCAAAAUACAUAUAGUCCAAACCCCAUAAUGCUGUAAUAGCUAUGUGGUUGGUUCAGUAAGUUGUGUUUUUUUUUUAUUGAUUCAUGGGAUGUGGAUGUCACUGGCUAGGCCAGCAUUUAUUGCCCAUCCUGCCCCUGACUGCACUUAAUCAGAGGAUAUUUUUAAGAGUCAACCACAUUGGACUCUUUAGCCCAUGUAGACUAGGUAAGGAUAGCAGAUUUCUUCCCCUAAAGGGCCCUACAACAACUUCAUGAUCAUCACCAUUAGACUUUUAAUUCCAGAUUUUUAUUGAAUUAAAAUUUCACCAUCCUACAUGAUGGGAUUUGAACCCUGGGUCUCUGGAAUACUAGUCUAGUGACAGCACCACUAUACCACAACUUACCCUUUGAGGAUAUUGAAUGUGGGAGAUGAUUAUGCCAUUGAAUGUCAAGGUGAGGUUAUUAGACUCUAUCUUGUUGGAAAUAUCUUUAUCUGGAACUUGAGUGAUAAAAAUGUCAUUUGGCACUUAUUAGUCCAGGCCUGGAUGUAGCCCAAGUCUUAUUGCGUGUGAGUGUCGACUGCUUCAUUAUCUGAGGAAUUGCAACUGGACCUGAACAUUGUACAAUCAUUGCAAACAUAUCCACUUCUGCUGAUAUGAUUCAAGGAAGAUCAUUGAAGCAGCAAUCAAUAAUACAGGAAUAAAAACUAGUCUCAGUAACCAUGACCAUGAAACUACCCUCAAUUGUCAUAAAAAUCCGCCUGGUUUACAAAUGUUCUUUAGGGAAGGAUAUCUGCUGUCCUUACCGGCUCUGGACCCACAGCAUUGCUGUUGACUCUUAACUGCCCUCUAAAAUGGCCUAGUUGUAGCAAUUAGGGAUGGAGAACAAAAGCUGGUCUUGCAAGGGGCACCCACAUCUCAUGAAAGAGUUUAAAAAAAAAAAAGCUGAAGCUGGUUGAUCCUGGGAUGCUGCGAUGAGGAAUUCCUGCAGUGACAUCCCAGAACCACAACAACAACCAUCUUCCACUGCUCUAGGUAUGUUUCCCACCAUUGGAGAGUUUUCUGUCUGAUUCAUAUUGCUCUGGCUGACCAUACCCAGUCAAAUGCUGUCUUGAUGUCAAGGGGAGUUACUUUCAUCUCAUCUGGAACUCCCCUGAUUUGUCCAUGUUUGAAUUAAGGCUGUAGAACCUGGCAGUGUCCAAACCAAGUAUCGAUCAGCAGGUUAUUGCUGAGUACAUACCACUUGAUAGAACUGUCAAUGCCUCCUUCCAUGACUUUGCUGAUGACUAAGGAUAGGUCCAUAAUUGGUCAGAUUGGAUUUAUCCAUACUGUGGGGUAGUUGCUCACCUUGUAGCUGUACUGGAACAGAUUGCCUAGAGUGUGAAGUAAAGUGGUGUCCUUUAUAAAUGACUUGCUAAUGCUAGUCUCAACCAAAUUGAAGAAAAUGAAGAAAAUAUAUAACUGAAAUCUUUAUUGCCUACAAUUAAUCAGGCAUGCUGGACUUAGCAUAGCUGUGCCUCUCUAAAUACAUCCUAAGUACAUGGGAACAAGUCAACAGGAUACAACAGCCAAAACUGGGAUUCUUAAUACUGGAAAAGAGAUUAAAUUUACCAGUAUCAUGUUGUUGUAAAACAAAUUAAAUUAAUGGCAUUUAAAUUUCACAGCUGUAACAACAAUUUAUGAAUAUAUUGAAAUUAUGAUGGAGGAAAUCCAUUCGAUUUUUAACCAAUCUGCUCUAGUUUAAGAAUGUAUAAUGACAAGAGGUUCUUUCUGAAGAUUGUGCAGUGGGAACAUUAUUAUAAGGAACACUGAUUCCCUCCCAAAGAAAGCAAAUUUACUUUUUCUAAAAUCCAACUUCGCUUUAUCCCACAUGUUAAGUCUCUAGGCUAAUUCUUAGGACUUGGCAGGUGCAUGAAAGGAGCCCAGGAUGAUUGACCUUUUUUUUUCCCACCUUGCACCAACAACUUGCAUUGAUAUAGUGCCUUUCACAUAUGAAAGCAUCACAGGGCUCUUCACAGGGGUGCAAGCAAACAUAAUUUUCACAAGUCAUGUGAGCAGAUAUUAGGACAGUGAAGUAAGAUUUGGAGCAUUUUAAAGGAGAAAGAGAGCUGGGAAGGUUCAAGGAGGGAAUUUCAGAGCUCAGGGUCCAGCUAAGGCACAGCCACCAAUGGCAGAAUGAUUAAGACCAGGGAUGCUCAAGAAGCCAUGAUUUAACACACCACCUUCCAUUGACAGGCGAGAUCCAGGACUUUCUGUUUGUUGAAAAACACACUUUGUGACACUGUGAUUUGGAGUAACUGGGGUUUAAUGUCCCAAUUUUCUGAUGAAGGUCUUUCCCAAAAGCAACAACAUGUCUUCCCUCUUUUCAGAUGCUGACACACCUGCUGUGCAUUUUGAAUAUCUGCUUUGUUUUCACGUUUUGCAAUUGCAUUUCAUUAGUUUUCUAUUUGAAAAGAAACAUCUUUUCAAAGGGUUAGUAUAUUUCAGACUUUCCCAUCUCCUAUAUGAAUCACCUUAUUUCCGGUUAUACCACCAGCUUAUGAUGUACACUUACUGCCGUUAGUGAAGACCCUGUGAAAUCAUUGUCUGGGUUGACAAGUUAAUCAAUUAAAACAACCCUCAUCAUCAUAUGACUACAUUUGUUGUAUGGUAUAAGGUGAUUCAACGUCUGAUUUUAAUAUAGCCUUUGAUGAGCUUUAUUGGUAUUAUGUAAUGUUACAGCACAUGUGUUCUUAGUACUUUUUCAUCAGGGUAUUGAGCAACUCUUUGGCAUUGGUGCGUUGUGACUACAUUUAUUUUUGUUAAUUUGCUUCCAAUUCAAAGAUACUGUGUGCAGGCAAAUGAGCAGUUAUGCAAUGACAUGUAAGUGUGCGUGUAUGUGUGUACAACCUUACAGCAGCACAGCUGUAUAAUAUUCAGCAGGAUAGGUAAUGUCAUGUGUGAAAGCUCAAUGAUAGAAUACAGUUUAAUUCCCAGUGUACAAUCGGUAGAUUUGUAUAUAUACAAUAGAGAAGAGGGAAUGAAUUCUUUAUUUUGUUCGACUUUUAAUGGAAAAGCAAUUGUUCUGUAUAACAGGGUCUGUUUUAUACAUUUUUACUUGAUUAUGUAAAUAUAGGAAUUUUUUUCUUAUAUACUGUACUUGCAUUCGUCUUGGAUAAAUGCUGAAAUGGAUUUAUAUUUCUUAUUAUAUUUCAGUGUGAUUAAUAA